Molecule: messenger RNA, 1331 nt
Organism: Oreochromis niloticus (Nile tilapia)
Lineage: Eukaryota; Metazoa; Chordata; Actinopteri; Cichliformes; Cichlidae
Product: low affinity immunoglobulin gamma Fc region receptor II-like
Exons: 8
Coding region: 16-1164 (382 amino acids)
Biological process (GO): cell surface receptor signaling pathway; immune response
Cellular component (GO): external side of plasma membrane
Molecular function (GO): transmembrane signaling receptor activity
Source: RefSeq, a predicted model, not a curated record
CUUUAUCAACAAGUAAUGAGGAUUUUAACACCCACAGCUCGUCUGACUGUGAGUCCCAGCAGCUCUCAGUUCUUUAAAGGAGACUUUGUGUCUCUGAGCUGUGAGGAGGACGACAGCUCUGCUGGAUGGACUCUGAGGAGAAACACAAGCAAACAACAGAGGACUCAGAGGUGUGGAGAUGGGUGGGGAAGAUGGUCUGGUUCUUCCUGUAGCAUCAGUAACACAUAUCAAGUGGACAGUGGAGUUUACUGGUGUGAGUCCAGAGAGGGUCCCAUCAGUAACAUGGUUAACCUGACAGUCACUGGUGGAUCAGUGAUCCUGCAGAGUCCUGUCCUCCCUGUGAUGGAGGGAGAUCACGUCACUCUGCUCUGUAAAAACAAGACUGGUCCCUCCAACCUCACAGCUGCUUUCUAUAAAGAUGGCUCCCUCAUCAGGAAGCAGCCUACAGGUCACAUGACCAUCCAGCAUGUUUCCAGGUCUGAUGAAGGCCUCUACAAGUGUGACAUCAGCGGUCAUGGAGAGUCUCCAUCCAGCUGGAUCACUGUCACAGACAAACACACCACCACACCUCCACCUACAUCCACACCUCCUGGUUCUACCUCUGUCACUCUUCCUGCAUCACUUUCUCCUGCUGUUGUCUGCGUUUUGUCAGUUUUUGGAUCAGUCUGUGUUAUGGUCAUGCUGGUUUUACUAAUUCUACUGGUGAGGCGAUUUGUUCACAGAAAGCCUGAAGAAGAUGACAUCAGAGAUGAUAUCAGAUACAGUGAAAUCAAAAUCUCAAAUCCUCAUCAACAGCCAAUGAGGCGGCGUAAAGAGACUGAUCCAGCUGCAGUCUACUCAGCAGUGAGAACUGAAGACGUCAGUUAUGGACAAAUCACCAUCAAAGAGAAGCAAAGAAAGUCAAAGAAAAUAGAGUGUGAUCCAGCUGGAGUCUACUCAUCAGUGCGAACUGGAGACGUCAGUUAUGGACAAAUCACCAUCAAAGACAAGAAAAACAGAUCAAGGAACAGAGCCAGUGGACGGAAAUCUGGAGGUGAUGACAUCACAUACAGUGACCUCAAAAUAUUACAUCACCACCUGCAGCCAACCAACCGGAGCAGAGAGCUUCCAUCAAAUCCAAAUGUUGUCUACUCCUCACUGAAGAAAUCUGCUAGUCCAACCUAAUAACCAGCUGCUGGUCCACACAGGCCCUCAGACCAGAGGGCUGUCAGUAUAAAACAGAUGUGUAUGUAUUUUGUUUCAUCUCUUCAUUGAAUGCACUCACAAAACUGCAGACAGACAAAGAAAACUGAAUGGGUGAUGAGACAUUUUUGUAAAGAAGCUCAAAAAUU